AUGACACCUGCCGAAUCACCCACCCCUUCAACACCGUCUAGCGCCACUACUCCUAACCGUCAGACCUCCUAUCAACCGUCCCAGGCAGAAGCGCUAGCAGCUCGCAUUUUUGCUUUUGUUUCCAGCGCGUCGGAUCUAAGUUUGUCGCUCUCGCGACCCCUGGACAAAAACGCCCACGGUUCCAAAACAGACUCGAACGGCUUACAAGAAGGGCUGGGCAACGGAACAUCACGGGACGAUGGAGAUGGAGAGGCAUCGGAGAGAGAGGACGACGAUGAGGUCAAGCUCCUGCGACUGAGAACCAAAAAGCAUGAGAUUGUCGUUGUUCCGGAUAAGAAGUAUCUGCUUUGUGUGGUACAUGAUGCGGCGCACCCUGCGGGGAACGCGAGUGCAGGCUUACGCUCGAGGUAA
Molecule: messenger RNA, 411 nt
Organism: Aspergillus oryzae RIB40
Lineage: Eukaryota; Fungi; Ascomycota; Eurotiomycetes; Eurotiales; Aspergillaceae
Exons: 1
Coding region: 1-411 (136 amino acids)
Biological process (GO): microtubule-based movement
Cellular component (GO): cytoplasmic dynein complex; cytoplasm
Molecular function (GO): dynein intermediate chain binding
Source: RefSeq, a predicted model, not a curated record